This is a messenger RNA of Salvia hispanica, 2569 nucleotides long. It is a transcript of the gene ABCB25, whose product is annotated as ABC transporter of the mitochondrion 3. The record is from RefSeq and is a predicted model, not a curated record. Gene Ontology annotation, molecular function: ABC-type transporter activity; ATP binding; ATP hydrolysis activity. Gene Ontology annotation, cellular component: mitochondrial inner membrane. NCBI's taxonomy places the organism in Eukaryota, Viridiplantae, Streptophyta, Magnoliopsida, Lamiales, Lamiaceae. Gene Ontology annotation, biological process: transmembrane transport; intracellular iron ion homeostasis.
AAACAGAGUAGAAGCGUACACAGAUUCUGUCCCCACCAACAAAUACGGCUAUAGGAAUCACGCAACCAGGCCAAGGCUGAUUUCCCCCCCUCUCUCUCUCUCUCUCAUUUCAUCAAACAGUUGGGGGAAGAGUUAGGCUCUCAAAUGCACUAAGACAAACACGCCAAAGAAGAAUAUGCAGGGAGUAAUCGCGUCGAGGUGCUCCAGAAUCAUCAACAACGCCGUCUCCUCCCGUGUUAAUCUCGUAGUUCACGCAGUUCUCAAACCGCCUGGCGUUCCGAUUCAGCUAAAUCCGAACUCCGUUGCUACUGGCGCCAGAACUCUCUCGAGUAAACCCAGAUUAUGGCGCUCCGUCAGAACUGUGCCGUCGGCGCUCAAGCUCAACGCCUUCCUAUCCGAUUUUCCUUCCCGACCUCCUCAAAACGCGGGAACCAACGGCGAUCAAAACUCACCGCCGAAUGGGUAUGCAAUGUUCUCGACGGAGGCAGCUCCAGGACCGAAGCAAGAGAAGAAGACGUCGUUGACCGAAAAUGGAGCUUCCGGAGAGACUAAAAUCAUCGCAACUCUAGCUAAAUACUUGUGGAUGAAGGACAAUUUUGAAUUUCGGUUUCGUGUCAUUGCUGCCUUAGGUCUUCUGAUCAGUGCCAAAGUAAUUAAUGUUCAGGUGCCGUUCUUGUUCAAGCUGGCUGUUGAUUGGCUAUCAACAGUGACAGGCAAUGCUGGUGGUCUUGCUGAGUUCACUGCUGCCAAUUCUACUGCUCUAGCUCUUUUUGCUAGCCCUGCGGCAGUUCUAGUUGGUUAUGGUAUAGCGCGGCUGGGGGCAUCUGCUUGUAAUGAACUAAGAACUGCCAUAUUUUCCAAGGUGGCAUUGAGAACAAUUCGGCAGGUUUCUAGGCAGGUCUUUUCACAUUUGCAUGAUCUUGACCUGCGAUAUCACCUGAGUCGAGAAACGGGUGCUCUUAAUCGUAUCAUCGAUCGUGGUAGCCGGGCUAUAAACUGGAUUCUUUCAUCAAUGGUCUUCAAUGUUGUACCAACUGUGUUAGAGAUAUCAAUGGUUGCUGGUAUCCUUGCCUAUAAGUUUGGAGCAACAUUUGCAUGGAUUACUACAUUUUCUAUGGCAGCUUACAUAGCUUUCACAUUAACUGUGACACAGUGGAGGACUAAGUUUAGGAAGGCAAUGAAUAAAGCUGACAAUGAUGCAAAUACGCGUGCAAUAGAUUCCCUAAUAAAUUAUGAGACUGUCAAGUACUUUAACAAUGAAGCCUAUGAAGCUGAUAAAUACGAUGAGUUUCUUGAGAGAUACGAAGAUGCUGCCUUAAAAACUCAAAGAAGUCUUGCUUCUUUGAACUUCGGGCAGAGUUUGAUAUUCAGCAUUGCUAUCUCAACUUCUAUGAUUUUGUGUUCAAGUGGGAUCAUGCAAGGAAAUAUGACUGUUGGGGACUUGGUCAUGGUAAAUGGACUUCUUUUUCAACUCUCUCUUCCACUCAACUUCCUUGGAGGUGUUUAUAGAGAAACGGUUCAAAGUUUGGUAGAUAUGAAGUCCAUGUUCCAAUUACUUGAGGAAAAAUCGGAAAUUGUGGAUAAACAUGACGCGAAGCCUUUGGAAUUGAAUGGGGGGUGCAUAGAAUUUGAAAACGUUGACUUCAGCUACCUCCCAGAAAGAAAGAUUCUGGAUGGUAUAUCAUUUGCUGUGCCAGCUGGGAAGAGUGUAGCUAUUGUUGGAACCAGUGGAAGUGGAAAGUCAACUAUUCUAAGAUUGCUAUACAGAUUUUUUGACACCCAUGCUGGACACAUAAAGAUAGAUGGGCAAGACAUCAGGGGAGUAACACUCGAGAGCCUUAGGAAAUCCAUUGGCGUUGUUCCUCAAGACACUGUUCUAUUCAAUGAUACUAUAUUCCACAACAUUCACUAUGGUCGCCUUGCAGCUACGCAGGAGGAGGUAUUUGAUGCCGCUCGUCGAGCAGCUAUUCACGACACAAUCAUGAAAUUCCCGGAGAAAUAUUCUACUCUAGUAGGGGAAAGAGGACUUAAGUUAAGUGGUGGUGAAAAGCAAAGAGUGGCACUUGCUCGUACAUUCUUGAAAGCACCUCCUAUAUUGUUUUGUGAUGAAGCUACAAGUGCGCUUGAUAGCACAACAGAGUCAGAGAUUCUAAAUGCUUUGAAAUCCUUGGCAAAUAAUCGGACUUCAAUUUUCAUUGCUCACAGGCUCACAACAGCAAUGCAGUGUGACGAGAUCAUAGUUUUGGAGAGCGGAAGAGUAGUAGAGCAGGGACCUCAUGAUGUUCUCUUGACCAAGUCUGGCCGAUACUCACAGCUUUGGGCACAGCAAAAUUCCACUGUUGAUGCCAUUGAUGCAGCCAUCAAAUUGGAAGCAUGAGUUCCAUUCUAAUUUUAUCUCAAAUUAUUACUCUAGUAUUUAUUUUGCUUGCACAUAGAAACAUAUGAUAGAUAUAUAAUUGGGGGUUUUCAGUUCAUAUAAACAUGUGGUAGUAUGAAUGAGGGACCAUUGACUCUAUAAUUCCUGCAGGUCUACAGAUAAGUUACUGCCCGAGUAAUUUGUCGUCGAAAA